CAAAAAUAAAAUGAAAAAGGUUUUGAUCUCUACAGUCACCAGCUCUUUUUUUUUAGGAGACAAAUAUGUAAAGUAGGUAAAGUAUACUAGCACGAUCGAAAUGAAAAUUUAUACAGUACAACUAGGCAACCACUCAAGAAAGACGGGGGAACAAUUGAUCGACCAAUUACUCCGUACCCUUAGAGAAAUCAAAGGGGGCAGGGUAGUAUCCAAUUCUGGCCCUUGUCCCUGUCCCUGUCUUGGUCCCUUAGCCAUUAACGAGUUGUUCUCUGCAAAACCGGGGAGUGGCUUCAACAGUAAACGUCGCAAUUCAACCAAGCAGCGCGUCAGACACACCGGGGGGAGGCGAGCAGGCAGACAGGCAGGCAACCUUCAAUUUUCUCGUCGCCUUGGGAAAAAGUGCAGCGGAGCAAUUUAACACUUGCAGGAGGAAGGUCUACGAAACUUUUUGUUUUGCUCUCGACCACAUAAUUUACCUUCUUGGAAAGCCCAGAGCAUGCCAUGACUUAACAAUUGAGCUGUCCAUCCAUCCAUCUUUGCUGAACCCGCAAAUCGAUCCCCUGACCGAGAACCGUCCCCAAUCAACUUCGAGCCCCUCCCGCCUGUCCGUCUGUGGCGCCGCGAUCGUCGUCAGCCCUGUUGUCCCGCCGCGUCAGAUAACCGCAGCGAGUCACUUGGGUUUGACAAGAAUAUCCAACGAUCCCCAACGCGACAAUUUAGUUUUUUGCGGCAGAGAAAAGGCAGAAUAGACUUAUACGACUUUGGUUGCUUCAACCCAACCUGAUACGCAGGCGCACUCUUUCGAACACACCUCACCAGCAAGAAUACGAUGAAAGCAAUGAAAGAAAUGAAGGGGUUCAAGGGUCUGGGCAACAAGAUGCUGGGCGGCAUGAAGAGGAAGCCCACAAACGGAUCCACCAGUUCAGCGCCCGCCGCCAGCGGUAGCAACCUCCCAGACGGCCCCGACAAUGACACACCAGAGGCGAUCGCAAUCUACAACGCGAGGAAAUUCUGCGAGUCUGGAGGCGGCGAUAAUGCGGGCGACGAAGUAACCUUCCUCCCCGCCAUCGUCGAUGCGGCCGAGUCCUCCCCUGUCGCCGCCGCCGAGUGCGCGCGCAUAAUCCGCAAGUACCUGCACAAGGACUACACAUCUCGACCCUCGUUCCAGUACAACGCCAUUAUGCUCAUGCGCAUCCUGGCCGACAACCCGGGGAUGACGUUCACACGAAGCCUGGACAAGAAGUUCAUAGACACGUCCAAGGAGCUGCUGCGUUACGGCCGUGACUUCUCGGUGCGGCAGAUGCUCAUGGAGACGCUAGACGCGUUCGAGGCCACCAAGAGUUAUGACGAGGGUCUGCAACCCAUCCUGGAGAUGUGGAAGAAGGAGAAGGAAAAGGCGUACAAGGCUUACGGGAUACCACCCGGGGGUCCUCCUCGAGGCCCGCCAGGGGGUAUGCCGCCGAACGGCUUCCAACAACAAAACUACUUUUCGCGCCACCACACCAACCGGCGACUCCCGGAGCCAAUCGAGCUGGCCAACCGGCUCGAGGAGGCGCGGACGUCGGCCAAGCUCCUGCAACAGGUCGUGGCAUGCACCCCGCCGGCCGAGGUGCUGGACCACGAGCUGAUCCAGGAGUUUGCAAACCGGUGUCUGAGCGCUUCCAGAUCCAUUCAGGGCUACAUGACGGCGGAGAACCCGAGCCCGGAUAACGACACUAUGGAGUCGUUGAUCGACACCAACGAACAGCUGCAGACGGCCUUGAACUUGCACCAGAGAGCCGUGUUGAACGCCAGGAAGCAGCAGCAGCAGGCACAGUCACCCACGCGGACCCAGACUAUGCCGGCGAACGGCAUGGUCAGCCCGCUCGAGACGCCGGACGAACGAUUCAGGAGCCCCGACUCCAACGGGCUGUCGCUACACCAGCCGAUGCCGAGCACCAAGGCGUUGGGCAAGCAGGCCGAGUCGUCGAGAUCGACGCCGCGGCCCGAGGAAGAUCCGUUCCGGGACCCGGUCGAGGAGGGUGGCAGCAGCAGCAGUAAUAACCGCGCCGGUGGCUCGUCGUCACGGGCCGGCGGUGCUUCAGGUAAGGACAACCACAGUGCGUACGAACCCUUGCACGUGGACAGCGGGGGAGGAUUUGUCGUCGGCUCGACGCUCGCGGCCGGCUUGGCGCCGGGCGAAGGACGUGGCAGUGACCCGGCGGUGGCGGCGGCGGCGGCGGACUCCGCCCCGAGGAAAAGAUUUCAGCAAACUGAUGAGGGGACGGCGGCAUCUCGCACGCGAAAUAGGGGCAUGACGCAAGGUUCGGCCAUCUCGGACCUGUACGACGAUUCGGGCGACGAGCGGUACGGACAGACGACUUCAACGUCAAGAGGGGCGGGCAAGGCGGUGGCUGACGGGCCGAUCCACCGAUAUUGAUGGAAUUAGAAUAGGGGGUAGGGGCGGAAGUGACAAAAAAACAAAUACUACCUCUCGGAGUUGUUAGGCACGUUUUCUCAGUCUCAGGAGAUGGUCUCAGAGUUGGUAUAACACUCAUUCUUGGCAUGAGGAACAUUUCUCCAUUAUUAUUGCGCCUUGUUUGUUCUUUUCUUCAAUUGGUCUUGUUUUUUUGGGUUUUCUUAUCAUAUUCAUUAGCCGGCAAGUUUAUGCUUCGUUUCUCUUUUUUUAUUCUCUGCAUGUACUCUUGGCUUCGGAC
Molecule: messenger RNA, 2696 nt
Organism: Pyricularia oryzae 70-15
Lineage: Eukaryota; Fungi; Ascomycota; Sordariomycetes; Magnaporthales; Pyriculariaceae
Exons: 6
Coding region: 830-2419 (529 amino acids)
Molecular function (GO): phosphatidylinositol binding; ubiquitin binding
Source: RefSeq, a predicted model, not a curated record